Messenger RNA from Neltuma alba, 1599 nucleotides. Its product is annotated as protein DETOXIFICATION 43-like. Bases 1 to 1599 code for a protein of 532 amino acids. The record is from RefSeq and is a predicted model, not a curated record. The transcript has 13 exons. Gene Ontology annotation, cellular component: membrane. Gene Ontology annotation, biological process: transmembrane transport. Lineage: Eukaryota; Viridiplantae; Streptophyta; Magnoliopsida; Fabales; Fabaceae. Gene Ontology annotation, molecular function: xenobiotic transmembrane transporter activity; antiporter activity; citrate transmembrane transporter activity.
AUGGCUGACAACAAUGAAAGCAAUAAUACUGUGCAAGAGCUCAAAAGUAACAACAAAUGGUUCAAGUUUCCUCUCCUUGUUUUCUUCGAAGAUGCAAGGGCAGUGUUCAAGUUGGAUUCAAUUGGUCGGGAACUACUAGGAAUGGCAGUUCCAGCUGCCAUGGCUGUGGCAUCAGAUCCCAUUGCUUCUCUCAUAGACACUGCUUUCAUAGGCCAUAUAGGACCUGUGGAACUUGCUGCAGCAGGAGUGUCUAUAACACUGUUUAACCAAGCUUCAAGGAUCACCAUUUUCCCUCUGGUCAGUGUCACUACAUCGUUUGUGGCAGAGGAAGACACUCUUAAGAAAAUUUCAGACACUGAAAAAGGUUUCCCCAUCAAAGAGAAUAAUGAUAUUAACAAUAAUAUUGGUGAUGAUGAUGAGAGCGACACUGUGGAGAAGAAUAGUGAUAAGAAUAUCAACACAAAUACGUCCGAGUCUUCUUCCUUGGAUAAUAAGGCCAAGAAUAAGAGUGAGAAGAAGAAGAAGAAGGAGAAGAAACAGAUAGCUUCAGCAUCAACAGCGUUAAUAUUUGGGACAAUUCUUGGCCUCAUUCAAGCAUCACUCCUGAUAUUUGCUGCAAAACCUCUUUUACUUCUUAUGGGUGCCAAACCAGAUUCUCCUAUGCUGAUUCUUGGGGAAAAGUUCUUGAAACUGAGAGCACUGGGUUCUCCUGCUGUUCUUCUGGCUUUAUCUAUGCAAGGAAUCUUCAGAGGCUUCAAGGACACCACAACUCCCUUAUAUGUUAUUGUUAGUGGAUAUUCACUAAAUGUAGCAUUGGAUCCCAUACUUAUAUUUUACUGCAAGUUAGGCCUUCAAGGAGCAGCCUUGGCUCAUGUCAUCUCACAGUACUUGAUGGCAUUGGCUCUCUUGGUAUUGUUAAUGAGAAAAGUUAAUCUCUCACCUCCUAGUACUAAGGAUUUGCAGAUUUUUCGCUUUCUUAGAAACGGAGGGUUGUUGAUGGCAAGAGUAGUUGCAGUAACUUUUGUUGUGACAUUUGCAGCAUCAUUAGCAACAAGGUUGGGUCCAAUCACUAUGGCUGCCCACCAAACAUGCCAACAAGUUUGGAUCACUUCUUCCCUUUUGUCUGAUGGUCUAGCUGUUGCUAUUCAGGCGGUUUUGGCAUGUUCAUUUGCUGAGAAAAACUAUGCCAAGGCCAAAGCAUCAGCUGUAAGGAUACUCCAGAUAACUUUUGUGAUGGGAGUAGGGCUAUCUGUUAUUGUUGGCUUUGGUUUGGGCUUUGGAGCCAGCAUCUUCUCUAAAACCCCAAGUGUUCUCCACCUUAUCAAAAUAGGCUUUCCUUUUGUAGCAGCUUCACAACCAAUCAAUGCAUUGUCCUUUGUGUUUGAUGGUGUGAACUAUGGAGCUUCUGAUUUUACAUAUGCAGCAGUUUCCUUGGUAUUGGUUUCAAUUGUAAGCGUUGGAAUUGAAUUCCUGCUGUAUAAAGCCAAAGGGUAUAUUGGCAUAUGGAUUGGUUUGACUAUAUAUAUGGCUCUUCGCAUGCUUGCUGGAAUUUGGAGGAUGGGAACAGGAACAGGACCUUGGCGUUUUCUUAGAGGUUGA